GCGCAGAGUCGCUGUCUGCAGCCGCAAGGAUCCGACGGGCAGCGGGUUCGGUGAAAAUGCGCCAGGAAGUUCUGGUUCUGGGUGACCUGGCAGCGGUUCCUGCCCUCGGCUCCCCCACACACCGGACCUCUGAGGGCAGCAGGGACUGAAACGAUGCAGUCGGUUCCCAUGGAGGUGGGGAGCAGCAGCGGCUCAGGCGGGUCGGCGGUGGAGGUCAGCUUCCCCGGCGCUCAGACCUCGGUGCUGGACAGCCUCAACCGGCAGAGAGAGGACGGCAGUCUGUGCGAUCUGUCCAUCCACGUUCAGGGUCACGUCUUCAAGGCGCACCGCUGCGUCCUGGCUGCGGCCUCGCCCUACUUCCAUGAUCAGGUGCUGCUGAAGAACAUGUCGACGGUCUCCAUCCCCGCGGUGAUGGACCCGCUGGCGUUCGAGAGCGUCCUGAGCUGCGCCUACACCGGCCAGCUGCGGAUGCUGCGUGACGACAUCGUUAACUACCUCACGGUGGGCAGCGUGCUGCAGAUGUGGCACAUCGUGGACAAAUGCACCGAGCUGCUGAAGGACGGCCGCGCCGCAGCGGCGGCAGCAGGAGGAGGAGGAGCGCGGGACGCAGCAGGUGGAGGCGGAAGUUCGGCCAAUCCCGGCUGCAGCAGCAGCAACGGUGAAGCUGGUGGAACUGGGACCACAGGUGGUGUCCCGGUUGUAGAGCCCAACGACCCCCAGAGGGCCCCCCAACCCUCCAGCCGGCCCUCGGUGAGCGAGAGCCAGUCGCCCAGCAGCACCAACUACUUCAGCCCCCGAGACGGGAGCAGCUUCCUGGGGGGAGGCGCAGCAGCAGGGGGGGCCUCUCUGGAUGGAGGCAGGACCAGCAACACCCCCAGCUACUGCACCCCAUCAGGGGGAGAGGAGGCCCUGCUCAUUGAGGAGGAGGAGGAGGAGGAAGAGGAGGAGGAGGUCAUGUACCACCACAGGAAGAGAGGAAGAGGAGGAGGCAGCAGGAGGAGGAAGAAAGUCAGCUCAGUGUUGGAGCAGGAGGUCGGAGUCAGCGACAGCUUCGGCGUUUCCUCCUAUCAGGACGGCGAGGACUCGGAUGCGGCACUGCAGAAGCGUCCGACCUACAGCCAGCCCAGCAUCAUGCCGCGGAAGCAGUGGGUGGUGGUGAAGACGGAGCGGACGGAGGACGACGACCUGAUCGUUGUGUCCGGAGAGGAGGGCGGUGAGGAUGAGGAGGACGAAGACGAGAGGGAGAUGGAGCUGCUGAGGGAGCGAGAGAGAGGAAACUUCAACAUCUCCAACAUCAGGAGCCUUUCAGCGGAGCUGGCGGGCCGAGCGGAGAGCGACAUGGACUCACAGGUGGAUUACUGCCAGUCAUCAGAGGACUACCUUAAGUUUGAGGGCAGCCUGAUCGAGCAGACGUUAGCCCAGCACCUUCAUGACGGCGCUGCGGGUCAGAACCAGAACGCCAACCGGGCCGUGUCGGCCCUGCUGGGCCAGGUCCAGUCCGCGGCCUCGGCCCGGGCGCAGCUCUUCCCUCUGGACAUGCAGGGGAACCAGAUCCUGCUGUACAGCCAGGCGUCCGGCCUCGCCCUGGACCCGGCCGCGCCGCCGCUGGGCGUGGCUGCCGGCAUGAUGGGCGGAGCCUCUUUCAAAACGCCCGGCCUGGAGCACGGCGCCGUCCAGCUGCAGACCGGAUUGGGUUCAGAUGGUUCUGACGGUGGCGGGGUCGGAGAGCGGUGGCGGCGGUGGCGCUCUGGAGGAACCGCCAAGGUGUUCAUGUGUCACUGUGGGAAAACCUUCACCCACAAGAGCAUGCGGGACCGGCACAUCAACAUGCACCUGGACCUGCGGCCGUUCCACUGCCCCGUCUGCGCCAAGAAGUUCAAGAUGAAGCACCACCUGACGGAGCACAUGAAGACCCACACCGGCCUCAAGCCCUACGACUGCCUGGGCUGCGGCAAGAAGUUCAUGUGGCGUGACAGCUUCAUGAGGCACCGCUCACACUGCGAGAGGCGCAGCGCCGACGGCGACACGGCGGGGGGCGGGGAGGGAGGGAGGCGAGGAGGAGGAGGAGAGGAAGGCUCGGAGGAGGAGCGACUGCAGCUGCUGCUGGACAACAUGGCGGAGGAAGCAGUCACCAUGGCAACACCAUGGCCGCUGCCACAGGGGCGAUCCUGGGGGUCGUCUCCCAGAGUCCGGGUCCGGAUCACGGACCAGGAAUGUUCGGAGGGCUGGGAUUGGCUAGAGGUGUGUGUGAGGAAGACGUGUGUGAGGUCAGCGCAGACGGAAGCAGCGUGACUUAAAAGGGAACCAAUGGGAGCCCGGUUCUGAUGGUUCUGGUGGGUCUGAUGGUUCUGAAGGUUUUGAUGGUUCUAAGGUUCCAAAGGUUCUGAUGGUUCUGAAGGUUCUGGUGGUUUUGAUGAUUGUGAUGGUUGUGAAGGUUCUGAAGGUUCUGAUGGUUCUGGUGGUUCUGAUGGUUCCUGUUGCUGUUUUAUCCUGGAAAAGAGAAGAAGAAGAAAAUAAGAGGAAAUGCACUUUGUUGAAACUCCUGUUGGAGAAAUAAUCUGAAGGACCGGAAGAACCUGGACAUUCGGAUCGGCCUUCAUGGUGGUUCUGUUUUAGUUACUUUUGACUUAAAUGACCCAGUUUCUUUUGCACAAACAGAAUUGAAAAGUGACCUCAGCAGAACAAUGAAUAAACUGUUAGCUUCAAAUAUUCCAAGAUGUUCUGAAAGUUUAUUUUUCUCUGGGUUUGUUGAGGGAAACCAGAACGCUGCUGGUUUCUGUGGGAAAACGUUCCAGAUGGCUGUGAUUCCUCUGCAGCUUCGUAUCCUGACCUGUUGCUGUGCUCAGAUAAAAACAUGCGAGACUAAUUAGAAAUAGAAACAUUUAUAUUACAUUCAUGUUUUUAUUAUCAGUCAUGAAGCAGCAGGAUUUUCCCCCCUGCAGCCUCACUCACUGCUCUCUGCAACAGAUUAAACUGAUACUCAUAAUUCAUCCAGAUUCAUCUCAGUCAGGCAUUUUUAUGGAUUAUUCUAAGAUAUUUUCCACACUGGUUUGUGAAUUUGUGAAGCUUAAAUUCAGUAGAUAAAAUUGGAACAAAAAAUCAAGACUUACAUUAAUAUAAAUUGCUGCAACUUUGACCGUUAGGGGCAACAGUUUUAACUUCUUACUUUAUUCUUUCAGCUUUAGCACCUUGAAAAUAAUAAUAUUAAUAUUAUUUCUAUACAUAUUUAAAUAUAUGUACUAUAAGCAGUUCAUAGUUCAGUUUUAUUCUGGUGUCUGUUUUUAACAAAUGAAGUGAUUCAUUAAUAUCAUCUGGAUGUUCAGGAAUGUUCAGUAAAGGAAAAAAAGAACUGGUCAUUUAGAAGCAUAAAUUAUUAUUAUUAUUAUUAUUAUUAUUAUUAUUAUUAUUAUUAUUAUUAUUAUUAUUAUUAUUAUUAUUAUUAUUAUUAUUACAUCAUGUUCCAUAGUUUUUCUCAACAUGUUCUAGUCCAGAGGUUUUUGACAUCCCAGUUGAUUUUCAGGUCCUUUUUUAGUUCUGAUUUGUUUACACUGUAUGUGAGCAUAACAGUUCUUUUAAAAUAUAAUAUAUAUUCAUUACAAGUAUAUGGAAAACAUAAGAUAAAUACAUUUUGAGGUUUUUUUACACACAUACAUCAGCUUGUUUAAAAAUAAAUGUAAUAAAUUAGAACAAUUUCAAUUACAAAACAGCCAACAGUAUUUAUAUUUUACAGGCUGUUUGUUUUGAUAUUUGGUCUAAUUAGAGAAAAUCUAAGUAGAUUCUUGUAUCUUGUUUCAAGUCGAUAUUAUAGAUAUUCAUAAUAUAAACUAGAUUUUAUACAUUAUUUUGUGUCUUAUUGCUCUGGUUUUGGACAUAAUGACUGAAUAUUUGUUGAUGUAAGUGCAUUUUGAUGGAAAAAGCUGUGAUUUGUUUCAUUUUGAGUUGAAGUACUGAUUCUUUCAUGAAGAGGUAAUCAAUUUAAACUUUAAAAGGUCAUUAAACUCAAAUUUUAAAGAUUUAAUUAGAGAAAAUAAACAUUUAAGCUCUUAGGGAAGGUUUCAAAGUAAGAUAUUGUCUUUAUCUUAUAAAUUUAGACACAAAGAUAAAAGCAAAUCAUUUUUCUUUUGUUUUUUAACACGUAUUGAAACUAAUCUGAUUAAAAUGUGAGCUCAUCGUUUCCCCAGCUCCGUUUUGGUAAGUUUAUCCUCUCUGUGUUGCAUAUUUAAUGAAGCUGUGUUAGAGUAUAAGAAUAUGUUUGGUAACAUCAGACAUUAUUAUAGUUAUUCUGAGUUUUUUGUAUCUUUCUAUUAUAAAAUCUGUUUUAAAUUGUCUUUAUCUCAUUAAUUAAUCACCGUUCAUUUUAUUGAUACAUUUAAUAAGACACGUUCCAGUGCAUACCUUAAGGACUGUCAUAUUUUAAUAAUUAGCAUGCUAACACGUCAACAGGAAUGAAUCUUUUCAACAGAUUUAUUUUGUACUUGUAGAGCCAUAUAUUAUCCACCAGAGGGCGCUGUUUCGUUAUAUUCAGACCGAUUCUCUCAGUCGGAGGAAGCCGCUACAUAUGAAGACAGAAACACUCUAAUAUAUUAUUACAUAUCACACACAUAUUAACUCUAAUCGCAUAUUUAAAAAGCAGUUUUUCCUCUUUGAUUUUUUUAUAUUUUUCUUUGCAGAAGUCUGCCCCUUGUGGCCGUCGCUGGUACUAUUACUACCUGGAAAUAGAAAUGUGAAGAUCAACUUUUCAAAAUGUGAUUUUUUUCUUUUUAUUUACACUAAACAGAAACCUAUUUCAUGUGUGGUUGAACUAUUAUUUUUAUUUUAUAAAUAACCUCUGAAACACUCUGAAGCCUUUGAAGAUGCUAUAAGUUUGUGUUUUACCUUCUGUGAAGGUUCAGUUUGGUUUUCACGUUUUGGUCGGAGUGUUGGUGAGAUCUGCUGUGGUUCCUCUGUGGUGUUCAUCAGAGAGGAAGCUGAAUGUCUGAAAUGUUUCUCAUGAGUGCAGUGAACCCGUCAUGUUGCACCAACACUGUUAACAUUUGCACAAAGAGAUUAAUGUGAGUCACGAUGCAAGCACAACAUAAUUUGUAUAUUUGGGUAAGAAGUGGAGGAAAUUUACUUUGUGUUUGAUAAAAAUGUCUGCUGCAAAGUCAGAUGAAAGUAAAAACUGAUAUAUCUGCAACAUAUGGAGUAUUCUAAAUGCAGUAACAAAAAAUAUGUAUUUAAAAUCAUAAAGAUAAGAAAACACCCUGAACCAAAGAUAAUUUGAUAAGUUUAAUGUUAAAGAAGUCUGAGAAUAUUUGUGCAGCUUGUUGUCUCUAAGAUGUUCUCUUGCAGACAGAGCGCUCACUUCAUAAAGCUAAAAUCUGCCACUUGAAAUCAUAAUAAAUCAUUUUAUGUUUUUGUAAAUUAAAUCCUCCUUUUGACCAGCUGAUUGUUGUACAAAAAUCACAGAGUGAAAAUAAACAUGUAAAAUA
Molecule: messenger RNA, 5471 nt
Organism: Gambusia affinis (western mosquitofish)
Lineage: Eukaryota; Metazoa; Chordata; Actinopteri; Cyprinodontiformes; Poeciliidae
Product: zinc finger and BTB domain-containing protein 22-like
Exons: 6
Coding region: 154-2292 (712 amino acids)
Biological process (GO): regulation of transcription by RNA polymerase II
Molecular function (GO): protein binding; DNA-binding transcription factor activity, RNA polymerase II-specific; RNA polymerase II cis-regulatory region sequence-specific DNA binding
Source: RefSeq, a predicted model, not a curated record